AUGUCAUUGUCCAGCGCAGCUUCAGCUACCAGUUUGAUCAAACAGGGUGGCACUAGUUUGAUCCAACAGACUGCCACUUUGCCACAACAGAAAGUUUACCUUCCCAACCCAUUUGAUCUUAAUGACCUUCAGAUCCUCGACAAAGUUUAUCUCACCCACGUCAGUGAUGAUGAAACUUGCGAUACCAAGAUCAUUUUCGACCUUGUGUCCAAUGUUAUACUUCAGAGUUAUUCACAAAUUCCCAUAACCAGUUUCAAACCAGAAUUCUCUACACUGAAGCUGAUUUCUUGUCAGAUGAUAGCCACACGUAGUGCUGCACAUUGUGCUCACCAAACAACAUUGUGGAUUCUUCAACACCUGAGAUCUUACUCCUGGGAUGCAAAAGCACUAAUAACUCUAGCUGCUUUCACUUUGGAAUAUGGGAAUGUUUUGCACCUUAAUCGGGUCCCAACAACGGACCUACUUGGAAGCUCAUUGAAACAACUGAAUCAAGUUCAAAGCAGAAGGGUCUCUACUGAUGUUACUGAAUUGGUCACCUUCAUAGUGCAAGUGUUUCAGGACGUUAAAGAAUUGGCAACGUGGUCUGCUGAAGGUUAUGACCCAGAGGAUGUUCCUUCCUUGACUGAAGCCUUGCAAGAGAUCCCUGUUGUUGUAUACUGGACAAUUGCUGCCAUUGUUGCUUCUACUGGCAACCUCUUCGGUGUACCGGAGGAUAGAUUAUCAGAUUAUAGGGACAGGCUUUCUGAUAAUGUUAGGAAGUUGAAAGUGCAUCUAAAGAAAUGCAAAGAGCAAAUAGGCUAUGUAGAUGAUUACUGGAUCCGCAUGAAAAUCUUUGACAAGCCUAAAGAUAUUGUAGAUUGUUUGAAGGCUCUGAUCUAUCGAGAUGGAACUCAGAAUCCCCGAAUAUAUGAAGGCACCAACCAGGUUAAAACGGGUAUUGAAGUGUUCAGGCAGAAACAUGUGUUGGUGUUUAUUUCGAGCCUGGACAGCAUUGACGAUGAGAUUCUGCUUUUAAAUUCAAUCUAUGACAGAUUGCAAGAAGAACCAAAAACAAUGAAAGGUUUAAAGAAAGAAGAUUUCAAGAUUUUGUGGAUCCCCAUUGUGGACGACUGGGAUGAUGCCCUUAAAGAUAAAUUCAAAGCUUUGAGGAGUAAAAUCAAAUGGUACUCAGUGGAGGACUUCUUUAAGUUACCAGGUCCAGGGCGCAGGAUAAUAACAGAUCCAGAUAGAUUGCAUUACAGGGAUAAUAAACCUAUUAUCCCAGUGUUCAAUCCUCAAGGUACCAUAAUAAAUGAAAAUGCUAUGGAAUUGAUUUUUGAAUGGGGGAUAGACGCGUUCCCUUUUAGGAAAAGUGAUGGUGAUGAUCUUAAACUAAAAUGGAAGUGGCUUUGGGAUGUUCUCAAAAAAGCAAUUCCCGGACUAGAGGAAAAAGGAGACAGAUACAUCUUUAUCUAUGGAGGUGCCAACAAUAAGUGGAUUCAAGAUUUUACACUCGAAAUGGAAAAAAUAAAAAGGAAUGAGAAUAUUAAGCGUGCAGAUGUUAUAAUAGAGCACUAUCUGUUGGGGAAGGAUGAUCCUAACCGUGUUCCUAGUUUCUGGAUUGGAAUAGAAAGAAAGAAACAGAAUAAGAAGCAUCGAGAGGAGGUGGAUUGUGAGAUUCAAAGAAUUGUGAAGAGUUUGUUUUGCCUCAAAAGAGACCCACAGGGAUGGGCUAUUCUCAGCAAAGGGGGUAACAUAAAGAUUCUUGGUCAUGCCGAGCCUAUGUAUCAAACUGUUGCUGAGUUUCAAAAUUGGAAAGAGAAAGUGCUUGUUAAAGAAGGGUUUGACAUUGCUUUCAAAGAAUACUAUGAUGCUAAGGUCAAAGAAAUAUCUGCUAGUCAACCAUGUGCAAUUAUCAAUGUUGAUAGCUAUAGUGCAAAUGUCAUAGCAACCAUAACAUGCCCAAAUCCCACGUGUGGGCGUGUGAUGGAGGUUACAUCUGUUAAUUACAAGUGCUGCCAUGGUGAUGCUCCAAUCAGUGGCAAGAUCUGAUUCA
Molecule: messenger RNA, 2035 nt
Organism: Gastrolobium bilobum
Lineage: Eukaryota; Viridiplantae; Streptophyta; Magnoliopsida; Fabales; Fabaceae
Product: protein SIEVE ELEMENT OCCLUSION B-like
Exons: 7
Coding region: 1-2031 (676 amino acids)
Biological process (GO): phloem development
Source: RefSeq, a predicted model, not a curated record